AUGACAUCAAUAACUAAACCAGUCCAGUUAAAACGAGCGAGUGUUGCUUGCAAUACAUGUCGAGAAAGCAAAUUGAAAUGCAGAAACAAUGGAGACUUUACAACUUGUCAAAGAUGUAUGACUCUAAAUACAAAGUGCUCGUACACUUUGAAAAACUCACAACUUAAACGGAAACAACCAGGCACAGGCAGAAGAGCCAGUCACAACAAGCAUGCACAAUACCAGCAUCUACAACAACCCAUAGUGCAGUUGCCAAGUAAAGAAUUAAUCAUUCAAGUAGUUAUCAUUUUCUUUGAAAACCAAUACAAGGGCAUAUUCCCAAUCUUCCACAAACCUACUUUUCUAACAUUUUUAAGGUCAGAGACAUUUGACCCAAGUACUUUUAUUCAAAACCCACCAAAGACAAUUACACCACUACAGCCAGAUCCUGCAAUACUCUUGAGCAUACUUGCGCUAUGUGCUCGACUACAUCCCGAAAUGCCAAAAAUAUACGGUGCAUUUGACGAAAAAACCGCAGCUACUUUCCAACCCAACUUCAUUACAUCUACUGCUUCACUCUCUGCAAACUCGGCAUCGAAUGCUUCAAACUACUUUGGAUGGCAUGCACGACGACUAUUGGCAGAACACUUUGAGCUGCCAUCAUUGAGCCGAUGUCAAGCCUUGUGUAUAUUGAGCAGUCAUGAAUGGGGCGAGGGAAAUGCAUCCAGAAGUCAUAUGUACCUGGGAAUCGCUGCCAGGAUGGCAAUGAUUCUCGGUCUAGAUGAGGAAAGCACAGAAUUGAUGCACGAUGGUCAAUUAUUGGAGUUGGAAGUGCGAAGAAGGGCUAUGUGGAGUAUCUAUAUGAUGGAUAGAUGCAAUGCAAGCGGAAGAAGUAGCCCUUCUUGUGUUUCUCUUAAGGAUAUUCAUAUAAGGUUACCAUGCGAUGAAAAGAGCUUUAUCUUUGUUAGUGGGCAGCAACAAUGUUUUCGGGAAGAUGUUGGCAAGUAUAUCCAAGAAGCAGAUACAAAGCGUUUAGCAGAAGUUUCGUGUUGUGGGUUUAUGCUAUACUUGUUUGAACAUUGGCGAAAUAUUUCCAAAUGGGUUGGCGAGACUGGUGGUAAGUUGGAGAGGUGUGCACCGUGGGAUGAUAAAUCGCCGUAUUAUAAAUUCUCAGUUGAUUUGGAUAAUUUUGAAAAAUAUUUACCCAAGCAUUUGAGGUUUGAGGCGAUGGAUGCACAUAUUGCCAACGGACUGGCGGCAGACUUUGCCUAUUUCCAUGGUCUUUUCUUUCUUUGCCGUAUUUUUCUUUGUCGUGAGUAUUUUUACUCGUCGCCCGAUUCUUCUCCCACUGGAUGGUGGAUAGAACAGGCCAAGAAAUUGUUUGAUAGUUUGGACAAGAUGGACCUGAUAACAAAGAUCUUGAAGCCAAUGAAUCUUAUGGUGAUUGCACCAUUUACGGGGUUCCAUGUAUUUACAACAGGCGCCACUAGUCUCUAUAUUGCUGCAUACCCGAGAAAAGUGUUGAUUGCGCAGUUUAACCAGGACAUUGCCGCCAAGUAUCUGAAAAUGGCCGAGGACUCGGUCGAGACACUCAAGAGUUGGCGUACAUCUUGGGGGUUGGGCAAGAAUUGGAUAGAGACUUUAAGGAAGUUGAAGCAGAUUUUCGUUCGAGUGUCUGAUGUCCAAGAUGAUGAUUUGAGACACAAGAUGCACGAUUACGGUAAUAUCGAUAAUAAACAAUCGAUGAAGAUUUCCAAUUUGGUUACUGAAGAAAGAGAUGCAGACAAGGAGGAUAUUUUGACGAUGGACUUUAUAAACAACCUCGAUCUCGUUAAUAUAUUCCCCGACUGGAGUGACCCAAUGAAUAUAUGA
Lodderomyces elongisporus is the source of this 1851-nucleotide messenger RNA. It is a transcript of the gene ZCF38, whose product is annotated as Zcf38p. Gene Ontology annotation, cellular component: nucleus. The transcript has a single exon. The record is from RefSeq and is a predicted model, not a curated record. Lineage: Eukaryota; Fungi; Ascomycota; Pichiomycetes; Serinales; Debaryomycetaceae. Gene Ontology annotation, molecular function: zinc ion binding; DNA-binding transcription factor activity, RNA polymerase II-specific; DNA binding. The coding region runs from base 1 to 1851 and encodes 616 amino acids. Gene Ontology annotation, biological process: DNA-templated transcription; regulation of DNA-templated transcription.